Molecule: messenger RNA, 908 nt
Organism: Sinocyclocheilus anshuiensis
Lineage: Eukaryota; Metazoa; Chordata; Actinopteri; Cypriniformes; Cyprinidae
Product: mediator of RNA polymerase II transcription subunit 19-A
Exons: 6
Coding region: 122-856 (244 amino acids)
Biological process (GO): positive regulation of transcription by RNA polymerase II
Cellular component (GO): mediator complex
Molecular function (GO): transcription factor binding; transcription coregulator activity
Source: RefSeq, a predicted model, not a curated record
UGUGCGUUUAUGAUCGUGUACCACGUGAUGAACACAAUGCGACUGCAACCGGCAGCCGCUCGGAUUUUUUAUUUGUAGUUUUUUUAUAUUAAUAUAUAUACAUGAUUUAGUUUCAGAAGUUAUGACGGAAAUAUUUUCAACUUUGUUCGGACUAAAUGACGCACAGCCAUCCACGGGGCCAGCAGGUUUGGGUUUCGCCGCCGGUAAACCUCCACCGCCGAUGCCGUCAAACCAAGCGCCGGUGGCGGCUCAGAUUCCAGGACAGCUCGGGGAUGAGGGGCCUACACUGCGAAAACCCGGAGCCAUGAACGAACCUUUCUAUUUACUUCGAGAACUGCCCGUUGGAAGCGACCUGACGGGAAACACGAACCUCAUCACGUAUUAUAAUCUGGAACACGCGUUUAAUAAAUUCUGCGGCAAGAAAGUGAAGGAGAAACUGAGCAACUUUUUACCAGAGUUACCAGGUAUGAUAGACUGUCCAGGGAUUCAAGAUGGCAGUUCUCUGCGCUCUCUCAUAGAGAAACCUCCGGUCUGUGGAAACUCUUUCAGUCCGCUGACAGGAGCUCUACUCACCGGAUUUCGAUUACACACUGGCCCGCUUCCAGAGCAGUACAGACUGAUGCACAUACAGCCGCCAAAGAAAAAGAGCAAACAUAAAAACCGACAUCCCCGACCUCAGGAUCCUCUGCCACCAGAGACCCCCUCAGAUUCUGACCCCAAGAAGAAGAAGAAAAAGAGGGAUGAUGAUCCCGAUCGCAAGAAGAAAAAGAAAGACAAGAAGAAAAAAAAGAAUCGACACAGUCCUGAUCACCCUGGUCUUACUGGAUCUCAACCCAACAGCAACAGCCUGAGAUAGAACCAGUGUGUGUGUGUGUGUGUGUGUGUGUGAGAGAGUGUGUGUGAGAGAG